Carassius auratus (goldfish) is the source of this 1279-nucleotide messenger RNA. Its product is annotated as ultraviolet-sensitive opsin-like. Gene Ontology annotation, biological process: G protein-coupled receptor signaling pathway; phototransduction; visual perception. Gene Ontology annotation, molecular function: G protein-coupled receptor activity. Gene Ontology annotation, cellular component: membrane. The transcript is spliced from 5 exons. The record is from RefSeq and is a predicted model, not a curated record. The coding region runs from base 58 to 1068 and encodes 336 amino acids. Lineage: Eukaryota; Metazoa; Chordata; Actinopteri; Cypriniformes; Cyprinidae.
CUGCUCAUUGACUUCACAGAGACACCGCGCAAGAACAAGGGCACUAACGGUGCAACCAUGGACGCGUGGACCUAUCAAUUUGGUAACCUCUCCAAAAUCAGCCCCUUCGAGGGCCCACAGUACCAUCUGGCCCCCAAGUGGGCUUUCUACCUGCAGGCAGCUUUCAUGGGCUUUGUAUUUUUCGUGGGCACACCUUUGAAUGCCAUCGUCCUCUUUGUUACAAUGAAGUACAAGAAACUCAGACAGCCUCUCAACUACAUCUUGGUGAACAUCUCCCUAGGAGGCUUUAUUUUCGACACUUUUUCUGUAAGCCAAGUAUUCUUUUCUGCUCUUAGAGGUUAUUACUUCUUCGGUUAUACACUGUGUGCAAUGGAAGCUGCAAUGGGAUCGAUUGCGGGACUUGUGACAGGAUGGUCUCUGGCAGUUCUGGCUUUCGAGAGAUACGUGGUUAUCUGUAAACCUUUUGGAAGCUUCAAGUUCGGACAAAGCCAGGCAUUGGGAGCCGUUGCGCUCACCUGGAUCAUAGGUAUCGGUUGUGCCACUCCUCCAUUCUGGGGAUGGAGCAGAUACAUUCCAGAGGGUAUUGGCACCGCCUGCGGACCUGACUGGUACACAAAAAACGAGGAGUACAAUACUGAGAGCUACACUUACUUCCUAUUGGUCUCCUGCUUCAUGAUGCCAAUAAUGAUCAUCACCUUCUCCUAUUCACAACUGUUGGGGGCCCUGCGUGCUGUUGCAGCCCAGCAGGCCGAGUCUGCCUCCACCCAAAAGGCUGAGAAGGAAGUGUCCAGGAUGGUUGUUGUGAUGGUUGGAUCCUUUGUCGUUUGCUAUGGCCCUUAUGCCAUCACUGCCUUGUAUUUUAGCUAUGCUGAGGAUUCAAACAAGGAUUACCGUCUGGUGGCCAUCCCUUCUUUGUUCUCAAAGAGCUCCUGCGUGUACAACCCCCUAAUCUAUGCCUUCAUGAACAAACAGUUCAAUGCCUGCAUCAUGGAGACUGUAUUUGGCAAGAAGAUUGAUGAGAGCUCAGAGGUUUCCAGCAAGACUGAAACCUCCUCUGUGUCUGCAUAAAUUAUUCCACAAUUUUCUAUUCCUAUUUACAACUUGUCUGGACCUGUUUUCAUGUUAUCCCUUGCCCUGAUUGUUCAAAUCCUGCACCUUUACACCUUGUUGAGGGCUGAGGGAUUCUCCAUGUCCAAGAAGACACAGCCCGCUGGAUGGCCAAACCAGUGGGUGAUAUCCUACCAUCCUUUCUGUGCAGUACUGGUACACCUUCAAAAUA